Messenger RNA from Guillardia theta CCMP2712, 1077 nucleotides. RefSeq lists its product as hypothetical. Bases 1 to 1077 code for a protein of 358 amino acids. Lineage: Eukaryota; Cryptophyceae; Pyrenomonadales; Geminigeraceae. The record is from RefSeq and is a predicted model, not a curated record. The transcript has 16 exons.
AUGUGGGAGCUGGGCGAUCGUUUCGAGAACAUGCUGACCAAUGACUGGACCAACAUCAACCUUGGAAGCUUGACGUGCGUCAUGAACAGCGAUUCCGAGGAGGUCGAUGAGAAUCAAGUCGUCCCGAUGUCCUCCCUAAGGGACACGCUCGCGUUUCACAACAUCACCGAGGACGAGUUCUACUUCAAGUACCGAGACUAUCGCCCCGACUUCUACUUUCCGUUCCUCGACAAGCCCAGGCCCCCCCUCCCUCAAGCCUUUGAGGUUCAGCUGGACGAGCUGCUGGAAGACUUCGGUGAGGACGGGUUGGAGUAUGGCAUCUCCCAUGGCAUUCGACCCUUCACCGAGAGAGAUUGGAAACAAAACGCAAGCCAGUACGUGAUCCCAUGGCUGCUGCAGAACGCAGGGCGGAAGGCUUUCCCUGGAGAUUUCGACUCGAUCCGGCAGGCAGUGAAGGACAUGCGGCGAACGUACAACGAAACGCUGGUGAUCCAAGCAGGAGAUUACUGGACUUCGAGGAGGAUCGCCAUUCACGGCCCUCAAAACCCAAGAGAGAAGAAAGACUGUCAGGCCAUCACAUUGGCAGGAGGACCCGGACAUGUUAGAAUCUGGUCGCAGUUUGAGGUCGGAGGGCUUGCGGUGGGGAGGCAGAAGGGGUUGGCAAACGUGUACCUGACCAAGAAGAGUCCCAAGCCCACCGUGAUGUUGUGCGGAGAUAGUCAGUGGGGAUUCGAUCGCUGCGAGCUGAGGUCACUUGGAGGCGUGUCGCUGCUCGUCUGCCAGCAGGCUCGCGCCAUCGUUGAGAGAUGCGGACUGGGAGGAUGCGGCAAGAAGAUAUUCAAGGCGACAAACGUCAUGAGCGUUACCGACGACACAAUGGUGAUGGUAAGAGACUGCGUGAUGUCGUUUGCUGAAUUCGGAGGAGCUCGCUUCUACGGCAACAGCAAGGGAAUCAUGUCUCGAUCCCACGUCCACCACAUCGGCAGCUACGGGCUCCUCGUCGACGCCAACUCCAACGUCACAGCAUGGAACUGCACGUUCCAGAAAUGCUCUGAAGGAGCGAUAACGACAAGGUGA